AUGUCGGGCAGCCGCCCGCCGCCGCACCCCGCCGCCGCCGCCGCGCAGCCGCCCGCCGCCUCCCCGGCCUCCUCCUCCUCGGCCAUGGCGCCGGGCUCGUCCUCGGCGGGCGGCGCGGCGGCGCGGCCUGUGCUGGUGGCGGCCGCCGUGUCGGGCUCGGGCGCGGCGGGCGCGGGGCUGGCGCGGCUGGCGGCGGCGGCGCGGCCCGGCGGCGGCGGCGGCGGCGCCUCCUCGGCGGGCGGCGGCGGCGGCGGCUCGGGCGGCGGCAGCAGGAAGAGGCCGCUCCUGGCCCCGCUCUGCAACGGCCUCAUCAACUCCUACGAGGACAAGAGCAACGACUUCGUGUGCCCCAUCUGUUUUGAUAUGAUUGAAGAAGCCUACAUGACGAAAUGUGGACACAGCUUCUGCUAUAAAUGUAUUCAUCAGAGCUUGGAAGAUAAUAACAGAUGUCCAAAAUGUAACUACGUGGUGGACAACAUAGAUCAUCUCUACCCCAACUUCUUAGUCAAUGAACUUAUUCUUAAACAGAAGCAAAGAUCUGAGGAGAAAAGAUUCAAACUGGACCAUUCAGUGAGUAGCACCAAUGGCCAUAGGUGGCAGAUUAUUCAAGACUUGUUGGGAACCGAUCAAGACAAUCUUGACUUGGCCAAUGUCAACCUGAUGCUGGAGCUGCUGGUACAAAAGAAGAAGCAGUUGGAAGCAGAGUCCCAGGCUGCACAGUUGCAGAUCCUUAUGGAAUUUCUCAAAGUUGCCAGGAGAAAUAAACGAGAGCAAUUGGAGCAGAUCCAGAAGGAGCUAAGUGUGCUGGAAGAGGAUAUUAAGCGAGUAGAGGAGAUGAGUGGCUUGUACUCUCCAGUCAGUGAGGAUAGUACGGUGCCCCAGUUUGAAGCUCCCUCACCUUCACACAGUAGUAUUAUUGAUUCCACGGAGUACAGCCAGCCUCCAGGCUUCAGUGGCAGUUCUCAGACCAAAAAACAGCCAUGGUAUAAUAGCACACUAGCCUCAAGACGGAAGAGGCUCACAGCUCAUUUUGAGGACCUAGAGCAGUGCUAUUUCUCCACAAGGAUGACACGUGUCUCAGAUGACAGCAGAACCACAAGCCAACUGGAUGAAUUUCAGGAGUGUCUAUCCAAGUUUACGCGCUACAACUCUGUCCGACCCCUGGCAACACUGUCUUACGCUAGUGACCUCUACAAUGGUUCCAGCAUAGUAUCCAGUAUUGAGUUUGACCGGGACUGUGACUACUUUGCCAUUGCUGGGGUGACAAAGAAGAUUAAAGUCUAUGAGUAUGGUACAGUCAUUCAAGACGCGGUGGAUAUUCACUACCCUGAGAAUGAAAUGACCUGCAAUUCCAAAAUCAGCUGUAUCAGCUGGAGUAGUUACCAUAAGAACCUGUUAGCCAGCAGUGACUAUGAAGGCACCGUCAUCCUGUGGGAUGGGUUCACAGGACAAAGAUCCAAGGUCUACCAGGAGCAUGAGAAAAGGUGCUGGAGUGUUGACUUCAACUUGAUGGACCCUAAGCUAUUGGCUUCAGGCUCUGAUGAUGCAAAAGUGAAGCUGUGGUCUACCAACUUGGACAAUUCAGUAGCCAGCAUCGAGGCCAAGGCUAAUGUGUGUUGUGUCAAAUUCAGCCCUUCUUCUAGGUAUCACCUUGCUUUUGGCUGUGCAGAUCACUGUGUUCACUACUAUGAUCUUCGCAACACUAAGCAGCCAAUCAUGGUGUUCAAAGGGCAUCGCAAGGCAGUCUCCUAUGCAAAAUUUGUGAGUGGGGAAGAAAUUGUCUCUGCGUCAACAGACAGUCAGCUGAAGCUGUGGAACGUAGGGAAGCCUCAUUGCUUGCGCUCCUUCAAGGGUCACAUCAAUGAGAAGAAUUUCGUGGGGCUGGCAUCCAACGGAGACUACAUUGCCUGUGGAAGCGAAAAUAAUUCCCUUUACCUAUACUAUAAGGGCCUCUCAAAGACACUGCUGACAUUCAAGUUUGAUACAGUCAAAAGUGUCCUGGACAAGGACCGGAAAGAAGAUGACACGAAUGAGUUUGUGAGUGCUGUGUGCUGGAGGGCACUACCAGAUGGGGAGUCCAAUGUGCUGAUUGCUGCUAACAGUCAGGGUACAAUUAAGGUACUGGAGCUGGUAUGAAGGGUUUUCUCUCAAGGCAUGAGGUACUUGGUCCUGCUGAUAUGCUACAGUGUUCAUCUGUGAUCCUCAGUGGGACAAGAAACCGAAAUCACCUUGAUGUUCCUCCCCAAAACCAUCAUGUUUGGGUUUUUUUUUCCAUUUAUGGACUACUUAGGACAUUGAGACACUGGGAACACCAGUGAACUGUCUGCCAUCAACAUUAACUCCACAGACUUUGCUGCUGCUGGUGGUGGUAUGGUUGUCUAAUUUUUAUGAUAGGAAAACAAAUUCUUUUAAAUAAAAACAAAAAGGAAUAAUAAAAUUUAUUGAGCCACAAGCUGAAGCUGGAAGAUUCUCUCUUGUUGCAUAUGGGAACAGAUUUACUUGGGAAGGGAGCUUACAGGACCACACAGGGCUGUCCUCAGUUGCGCAUCUCCGGUUACUUUUAUCUGGACUAUUCAAUCAUCCCUGUUGGAAAAAGAAAGUCUCUAAACCUAAUCUGGACAUCUGAGCGAUUUGCUUUGAGAUCACAUAGUGAUAUGGUUUAGUUGUUCCUUUUGAUUUUUAGAUGCAUUAAAUGUGUCAGCCAGGUUGACACCUCUGGAGACUGAAGUCCUCUGGUUAUCAAGAAGAAAAUGGCAGCUUCCCCUUCCUCCUGUCCUUGUGCAUCUGCCUCAACCUGAAGGGGCUGCUCCUAAGGAGAGGAGUAAUCUGUCCCUUUGUCCACAUGAACCUAGGCCUCUGCUGCCCGCCAACAAAAGUGUGUUGAGAUGAUGUGAACUGUGGUUGCCUGGAACCUGGACUGACCUCACCAAAACGUCAUGGGAUAAUGAUCUCAUCGCCACUGAUCUGGCUGCGUUCGACUAUCUCAGCUAGAGGAGAAAGUUUCUAGAUCCACUUACCAAAGCCCUGCACCACUUAACCUCCUACAUGGUCUAAUUACAUUUGCCCCUCUCUGCAAAUCAUCUGUGGAAGCCGAGCAUUUUGAGUGUUGUAAUAAGAGGGGGAAUGGAACUGGUUUGUAAUGUGUUUCAGAGCCAUGAUAUAAGUAGCCUUAUUUUUAAUGGUCAUGCAUACACUUAAUUGUACAUAUGGAGGGGGAAUAAACCAUGAUGCGAA
Messenger RNA from Rhea pennata, 3234 nucleotides. RefSeq names its product COP1 E3 ubiquitin ligase (gene COP1). Gene Ontology annotation, biological process: proteasome-mediated ubiquitin-dependent protein catabolic process. NCBI's taxonomy places the organism in Eukaryota, Metazoa, Chordata, Aves, Rheiformes, Rheidae. The transcript is spliced from 20 exons. The coding region runs from base 1 to 2136 and encodes 711 amino acids. The record is from RefSeq and is a predicted model, not a curated record. Gene Ontology annotation, molecular function: protein binding; ubiquitin protein ligase activity.